This is a messenger RNA of Lates calcarifer (barramundi perch), 1218 nucleotides long. RefSeq names its product tetraspanin-10-like. The record is from RefSeq and is a predicted model, not a curated record. Gene Ontology annotation, cellular component: membrane. NCBI's taxonomy places the organism in Eukaryota, Metazoa, Chordata, Actinopteri, Centropomidae.
GGCACAGGGAGGGUUGUCUCCCAGUUUUUGACAACAUGAGGAGAUAUUUGAUGAUAAAAAAGAUUCCUUUGCCGUGGUGGAGGAGGGACAACACGCAGAAUGAGACCAGUCCACUCAUACCAAAGGCAGGCUCUGCAAAAGAGGAUGCUGCAGAGCUUGGCCAUGUCACCAGUGAAUUUCACCAAGCAGGGACAAACAAUGAACAGGACCAUGACAGCCCUGUAUUCACAAGGAUCCAACCCAACUACAGUUAUUCUUUGAUGGACUACUUCCUUAAAUAUUUCCUGUUCCUGUGCAAUCUGGUGUUCACAGUCCUGGGCCUUGUGGUUCUCGGCCUGGGUAUGUGGGGCCUCAUCAGCAAAGAAUCGUUUGCUCAGGAGAAGAUCGGCAGCAUCGGCACCGACCCGAUGCUGAUACUUGUGACUCUGGGCUUCGUGCUGACCAUUCUCUGCCUGUCGGGCUGCGUGGGCGCCUUGAGAGAGAACUGCUGCUUACUAAAGCUGUUCUCUGCCGCGGUGCUGGUGCUCAUCACAGCCCAGGUGCUGGCUGCCAUCUUGGCCUACAGUCUGCAAGAUCAGAUUGGGGGCUACCUGCGGUCUGGGAUGUUAGCUGCCAUGGCACGCUACCAGGAUGAUCUGGAUCUGAGGUUCAUCACGGAUGAGAUUCAGUCAAAUCUGCAGUGCUGUGGGGCAGAUAACUACCGUGACUGGGAGGUCAACAUAUAUUACAACUGCUCAGCUCCAGGAGUGCUGGCCUGUGGUGUCCCUGCGACGUGCUGCGUUGACCCUCUAGAAAACGGCACAGUGUGGAACUCCCAGUGUGGCGUUGGAGUCCAGCAGUUGGACGAGUUUACUGCUCAGAGUGUGAUCUUCCUGGGUGGCUGUCUUGGGGGGAUCUCGCGCUGGAUCGAACAGCACGAAGGCCUGAUAGGAACGGUUAGCAUUGUCGUACUGGGGGUCCAGAUUGUGAUUCUGUUUAUCACUACAAGACUGCUGGAAAGCAUCCAGUGGCAUAAAGUUUAUAUGUGACGAAUACAACUGUAUAUCUAAUGACUGCUGACUGCUUUUGGAUUCUGGCCUUGUUCAACUUGAUUGCAAACACUCAGAUUACUGUGUCUGUUUUGCCAAAGGAAAAGAAAAAUAACUAAUCAUUUUAAAAUGUCGAGUUGGCUGACCAAAGUGCGUUAUUCUGCAGGCAAAAAUCCCUGUCCUGGUUCAG